Molecule: messenger RNA, 1640 nt
Organism: Actinia tenebrosa (Australian red waratah sea anemone)
Lineage: Eukaryota; Metazoa; Cnidaria; Anthozoa; Actiniaria; Actiniidae
Product: melatonin receptor type 1C
Biological process (GO): G protein-coupled receptor signaling pathway
Cellular component (GO): membrane
Molecular function (GO): G protein-coupled receptor activity
Source: RefSeq, a predicted model, not a curated record
GGGAGAGAAAUAUCACCAUGUAUAUCGCUUAUAUAAUCACAACUGACCAACCAACCGACCAUAUAUAGUUAGAAUAUUAUUUUGAACAAAGUAAGUCAGUCUAAAUCUUAUGCGUUAGCUUUUCGGAUGUCAAGACCGUGAAUAACCCUGGUAUCUCAUCUCAGCUAGAAAAAUGGUAAAAGAAAUGAGCAGGCUCCUGAAAGAAAGCAAAUGUUCGUGUCAUUAACAUAUUGAAACUCAUCUAGUGAAGCACUUUAUUCCAUCUUCAUUCUUCGUAAAUUGAUGGUCAAUUUGAAGCGAAAAAUUCUCAAAGAAUUGAGUUGAAAAACAACCAGUGAAAUAGAUUAAAGCUCGAUAUCCGAACAAGGCUUGCUUAAAGGACCUCUUGUUGGCCAGAUUUAAUUAAUGAACUUGUACUAGCGACAAAAUAUCGUUCAAUUUUUUUGAUCGAAGUCAGGUGGAAUUAUACAAGCCUUGCGGAGAUAAUGGGACGAAACAGCUCGAUUAUGGAAUUCAUCCCAGGGAAAUCUGGACUGGAUUAUUUCACCAUCUCUCAAGUAUUUUUCAUGAUUUUGUUUUUUGUGACAGGAAUCCCUGGAAAUUCAGUAAUCUGCUUUUUGGUUUAUCGAAGUUCUCGCCUUCGAACUGUUACUAUGGUAACGAAUCUGAUCAUCGGGAAUCUUGCAGUGGCAGAUCUUGCCGUUUGCCUUCUAAAAGUCCCUGUUUCUGUAGCGACAAUUGUAGCAGGUUCUUGGGUUCUUGGUGAACUUUUGUGUAACAUUGUAGGGUUUAUAAAUGCUCUUCUGCUCUUCGAAGUCCUCUAUUCCUUGGCGUUGGUCAGUAUAAGUCGCUAUUGCUGUGUAGUGUCACCCUCAAAGUUUUCUUCCUUGUUUACGAAACAACGAACCUUCUUCAUGAUAGGUGGCACUUGGAUUUUGUCUAUUCUCUGCGCGGUACCACCGAUCUUUCAUUGGGGCUCUUAUCAUUAUGAGGAGGGCAAAGCCAUAUGUGUAAUUUCGAUGAAUGAGAGUCUAUCUUAUACCAUAGUAUUAGCUAUGGUACAAUUUAUUAUCCCUUUUCUCUUAAUCACCGUGCCAUAUUGCAAGAUAUUUCGCUUUCUUCAGACACACAACCGAAGACUAAGCGCUAAUAGUAUAACAUCUAGUUUUCGACGUCAAAGUCGAACCUCUCUUUUCCACGAUUUUAAAAUGACUAAACUUUUACUGAUUAUUGUAAUCUUUUUUGUGGCUUGUUGGACACCAUACUCGGUCGUUAAUCUCUUAGCCGGUUUUAAUAUCAUAAACCCUAUUCCUCUUGGCCUGGAUGCAGUGUGCAAUCUCUUGACAUUUCUAUCGAGUUCCUGUAACCCUUACAUUUACGGGUUACUUAAUAACCAAUUUCAGAAAGGAUUUCGGGACGUUUUCUGUGGCCUGUGUCAAAAAUUUACUGAAGAGAAAGUUGGCACAGGUAUCGCUAAACGAUCCACAAUCAGUAAAAGAGGCAAACGUAGGAAACUGAACAGUUUAUCUAUUCGUCAUAAGGCAUCUAUUCGUAAAUGUGACGGAGGAACACAAUAUGAAACAUCACUGUAAAAUUUGUACAGAGUUCUAACUCCGAGUUAUAUCUAUAUGCAUUGCCAU